AUGGUCACAAGUACGGAACAAUGGUUCUGGCAAAAUGGACAAGUUGUCUGUUUGAAGAUCGCAGGGCCUCGCAAGAGGCGGUGGCAACGGGUUGUAUUCUCAAUCACACUGGAGGCGAGUUUACCCGCCGUGUUUCGCCGACUGACCGGCAGCAAAGAUGAUACGGUAGAGCUCGGGAUCAAGUCCGACGGCCGUCAGUACCGUCAAAGUGUCGGGCAGUUGUCGAGCGUAGAUGAGAAAUGCGCCGAAUUGAAGAAGCGAUUCGAAGAAGGUCCCUUGGCAGAGUCAUGCGGCGGGCGAUCCCGAGAUCUCGACAUCAACGGGCUGGGGAUCGAAUUGUAUCACCUCCCAGCUAGUGCAGCCGGCCCUCUGCCGACGCAAACACCAAAGUUGAUGACACCAGCAGGCUUGAUGGGCAUUGCACAUUGCCAAGAAGUCUGGCCCAGUAGCCGACAAAAGUAUGUGCUAGAAAUUGGCAAGUACGGAUGCACCGUCAAAAGGAUGCCCCAAGCGCGUCUCCAACUUGCAAGCCGGCGCCGAACGCAACGCGACUCGGAGCUGCCGCCGGAGUUUGGCCGAAAGACGGUUAUCCGGGGGAAAAGAGGACGAGUAAGAUGGUGUUUGGUUCGUGAGCGUUUCAUUGUCGCAUUGCGUUGGGGGCUGUGCAAGAUGAAAUUCGACCUCGAAGGGUGGAUUCGAUGCUCGAAACAAGUCGGAAGUUGGGAAAAGACCGCAAUCUGCAUAUACCGAGUGGCAACAAUGAAGGUGCCAGAGACUACUGAGCUGAAAGUUAUCGUUGAGAGAAAGCCAACGCUUUACCCAAUAAUCGAGGUUCAUGAGAUGACACCGACAGGUCGCUAUAUCAAGAUGCUGACGGCCCCGGGUGAGACCAAUGCGGCUGAAGAACAAGCGCAUUCAGCCGCUCUCGAGUCGGUGACACGAAAUGCGAUGCAACUGGGCGAGGUGCGCCUUGGGGGCUGCUCUCUUGCACACUGGGGGCGGAAAGACGACGAGUCGGGAUCCUUUUUCUUCGUCUGGCAUAUACGUAGUACAGCGUUAGCCAUCGCCGUUGUCAAUGAGGUCGUCGUCGUCGUCGUCGUCUCCAUGAGACGUGGACGAUGGCUAUCGGGAAGGCCCCACCCUGCCGUCCAAUGGUGGAGUCCGCCUGAGAACCCUAGGCCUGAAUGGGUUGAACUGCCGUGGGAAGAGAAGGCGGAAAAGAAUGUGUAA
Messenger RNA from Colletotrichum lupini, 1230 nucleotides. RefSeq lists its product as uncharacterized. NCBI's taxonomy places the organism in Eukaryota, Fungi, Ascomycota, Sordariomycetes, Glomerellales, Glomerellaceae. The transcript has 6 exons. Bases 1 to 1230 code for a protein of 409 amino acids. The record is from RefSeq and is a predicted model, not a curated record.